AUGACCAGUUUCAGAGGUUUUCAGCGUGUGUUCGGACUGAAAAUCGAGCAGACUUUCAGAACGACUGACUAUGAGGAAUGCGACGAAUGUGUGCAUCAGAAUUCCAUUGGCGACAUUCCUCAUUCAUCAGUUUUCUCAUUGGCUGUUCAGCAGAUCUCGAGUUGAACAGCUAGUCCUGGUAAGUCGGCGUUGCGAAUUGUCCCCGUUCAGCCGAGGUUCCCCUCAGAUAUUCACCGCCUAUCCGCAGUUCCAGUACCCUUACCGGGCUGCGAAAGAUCUCGCAACUCUCCAGAAGUUGACUCGUUUCUGGCCACCUCAUCAGGGAUCCGGACUCGGAGAGUUCUCGAUCGCAUUCACCGUUUCGCUCAUUCUCUUCAUCAGGUAUUCGUCAGUUUCUCUUCUUUCAAAUUCCUCUCUUUCAGACUGAUCGACGUUCCAACAGUGCUGCAGUCGGUCUUCGGUUAUCGCUACGAUUCAAAGAUUCUCAACUUCGUUCUGACGCCAAUCUACGCUUCCGUCAUCCCGUUUCUUCUCCUUCUUCCCAUGAUGAGACUCGCUGAAAUGCACAUUUUCGUGCUCCUCCUCAACUUUUUCCACAUUCUUGUCUCUUCUUAUUUUGUUUUUACGGUGUGGUUCUUCUUGAAGUCUAGAAGCGAAAAUUCGAAAGAAAAGACUGAAUAG
Caenorhabditis sp. 36 PRJEB53466 is the source of this 681-nucleotide messenger RNA. NCBI's taxonomy places the organism in Eukaryota, Metazoa, Nematoda, Chromadorea, Rhabditida, Rhabditidae. The record is from the annotation of a GenBank genome assembly.